Messenger RNA from Nylanderia fulva, 4240 nucleotides. RefSeq lists its product as uncharacterized. Lineage: Eukaryota; Metazoa; Arthropoda; Insecta; Hymenoptera; Formicidae. Gene Ontology annotation, molecular function: carbohydrate binding. The record is from RefSeq and is a predicted model, not a curated record.
UCGAGUGAGGAGGGUGUUUACGCUCGCGCGGUUGAUCGCGGUCGUUCUGACUUUCCGAUAAUAAGCCGAAUUCGAUCCGUUUUUGGAGAGUGUGAACUCCGACGAUCUCGCGAUGUGAAUAAAACGGUGAGACGGCGAUGCAAAGUUUGCGCCUGGAUAUUUCGUGAUCGAAUUGCGAGCGCGUAUCGCAAUCGAUAUGUGUUAAGAGGUCGCGUAUCGCGCAUAAUAUCGAGAAUCGAAACGGAACAGUUAGAUUCUUAUCGCGUGUGAUCGUACAAUUCUGUGAUUCUAACGAUUUCGGUGAUAUGGAUAAUGCGUACGUGCAGAUUAUGGCCCGCAUUGUUGUGGCCGAUCGAAGUGAGACGUCAUUACGUCACGCGGUUUGAAUUGGCGGGAAUCCGUGGCAGCAUCGGUGUGAAAUUCGCGCGAGUGCAAGUUGACGAAAACGCGUGGCUGGACUAUCUCGGCAAUAUGGUGUAUCGCGGAACUAGCUUGUGCCUUCAAGCUUGAUCGAAGUAGACCGGCCGGAAUGAUCGAUCCGAGUUCGAUGACUUCGCGGCGGGUGACCCGUUGACGUUGGAUGGCUACGGCUGGUAUCUUGAUCUCGCGCGCGGAGUCGAUGACCAAAGUGUGCGGGUGGUGCGGCAUGUCGGUGCGCUAGCAACAGCAUACGAUUGUGCGGUGUCGUUUUAAAAGUUGACUGAUUAGUGUGACGAUGAUUUUAAUCAGUGCAACAGUGAGGAGGCAGCGAAUAAUGAUGCUCUUGUUGGCGGUGUCAUUCCUGUUUCUUCAUCGGGUAGCGGCCACCGACCGUUUGGCCUUGUUGUCAGGCACCCUGAAGACCUAUCAACGCGCAGCCUGCGACGAAGAAACGAUGACAUUGAAAUGUCCACCCGGCACGACCAUCUUAGUCGAACACGCUCAAUACGGAAGAACGGGAAUGCACGGCAUCAGCAAAUGCAACUCGUCCGUUGCCCCGAUGAUUGCGGAAGACGAGCCGACGAAUCACACGUGCAUCUGGCCGCAAUCAGUGCAGCACUCACUGUUGCAGAGGGUGGUCGGAAUUUGUCAGAAGAAGCGGCAGUGCAAGUUCAACACCAGCCCGAAGACUUUCGGCGACCCUUGCCCCGGAAUGCAAAAGUACCUCGAAGUCGCCUACAAAUGCCGUCCCUAUGAAUUCAGGAGUAAAGUGGCUUGCGAGAACGAUGUCGUCAAUCUCGUUUGCCACCCGACCCAGAGGGUCGCGAUCUUCAGCGCGUCUUUUGGUAGGACGGAAUAUGAAUCUCUGCAGUGUCCGCAGCCGCUGGGCGUGCAAGAAGAAAAUUGCAUGAUGGAUUUUGCAACGGAAACCGUAAUGCAAUUAUGCCACGGUAAACGACGAUGCUCGGUGAUAGCUAACAGUACAACGUUCGGUAGACCCGAUCCUUGCAGCCCAAUGAGCAAGACCUAUCUCAAAGUCGUGUACACUUGUGUUCCGAGAUCGGUGUUACGGGAACAAUACGAAGGCGAGAUCGAGCCGGAUGAGUUGCAACUGAUGCACGAGUUCGAGGAGGGCUUCGAUCGAGUGGACUUCAGGACGGAAUUCAGCCCGAGUCCGAAUCUCGAAGGACCGCAGCCGCAGCCUCGGGACAAUGUUUCCAGAAAUCUUCCGACCGCCAGCUCGUCUCCGCCUCGUGCGCGGACCAACAACGACGUGGACGCGUUGAACAUGUUAAAGUCGCUCGGUAUCGGGGCGAAACAUUUACCCUUAUCGCCUUUACCGCCCACGGUUAUCCAGGGGGUUGCGAUGGCGAGCGACCACCAGGGGGUUGGUAAUGCUGCAACCACGCCGAGCGCGGUCGGCGCAUCCGGAAACUGCACUACCGUCGUCUACUCGUUUCCGGAAGAGGAGGAUCACCUAGUGGUGGGAUACCUCAAUGAGUGGAUCAAUGCAUAUUCCUUUAUAACGAACAACCAAGAAAAAUUUUACCUCUACAUUAUCGUAUCGGUCAGCGCCGGUAUCUUGCUCUUUCUGGGACUGGUUAUUGGCCGUCUGUUAGUCAGCCGGCAUCGCGCCAAGAGGGAUGCAAAGUUCCAUGCGAAUAACGAGACUCUUCCAAAUGGAUUCACCGACGAUAUUUCCGAAAUCGAUGCCGACAUCGAUCUUACCACACCGGUCGCAGUACCUAUGCAAGACGCAAGAUUGCCGGAAACUCAGUUGGCCGAGAGGCUUCACGGCGAACGUUAUUAUGCCGACACGAGGAUACCUCUGUCGCCGACGAGCAUCCACACCUCGUCGGUGCCUCACGCGACAAACACGGGGAUGCGCGUCGACCUCGGGAAUCACAUGGUUGGGACGGAUAAUCUUCACACGAUCCUACGCACGGAGAAUCCCCGGAGCCUCAACAGCAAAAGCUAUUACUACGGCUGACAAGAGGAAGGGGUUGUCCCGCGCGAGGGACGACCCCCGUCCUUGAGCCCGGUACCGGAAGUGAGCACGCGAAAAUAUUGCUUUUAAUUGACGGAACGAAAAAAACGUGCUCGGACUGACUGAAAGGCAGGGGCUUACUUCGUCUUCACCGAGCCGCUGUAAAUUAUGUUGAAGACACGAGAAAAUUUGUGCCAUUUAUUGCACCGAAUUACGGUAGGUAGUGACAGUGCAAGAGACUCAGAUUUGUGACUAAGUUUAACGAUAAGUAUUCGCUGAUGACCGUUAAUACAGACUUACACAUGCGCGAAUUUGUAUAAAAGUCCGCAAAAGUGUCGUCCAUUUUUUUGGGAUUUGCGCGAAAGUUCUCGAGGAGUGAUGUGUAAGAGAGGAAUGAACGAAUCGCAUAGUUACGACAUUGUUUUGCUGCAAUAUUGCAACGAGAACGAUAGCGGUAUGUUAAAAAAAAAAAUCGAUUUAUAAAUGUGUAUAAAUAAGAAUGCUCGAGCGAGGAGAGGAAAGAGGAGAAAUUUCUCUGAACUGAACGGAAUAGUUUUAAGGAUCACCGCAAGCAUUUAUGUUAUAUUAUGCAUUUAAUCGCCACGACAGAGAAAGAAUGAUCUCUAAUUAAUGCAAUUCUUCCGAAUUGAUAAACAAUUACUAAGAAAAUAGACAUGAGUUAUUGAUAAUAUUUAUUUCUUGGAUUACUAAGCUAAGUCAAAUCGACGGAUUUCAGUUUCGUUGUUUAAUAUUAUAUAAAUAGAGUUUAACAUAUCUUGCGGAGACUGUGUUACCGACCUUUAUAUAUUCGUCGAUCGAACUCGCACUGUAUACCUUACAUUCGCUGUAUACACGACUCUUAUACCCUCGGCAGAAUCUGGCUAAACUGAAGCUGAGUUCCAUGAAGCAUAUCGAUAACUGGCCGGCAACGUUUUUGCCGACAGACUUCUGGGACUUGAUUUUAUUUAUCUAGGUUUUUGGUGAUCAGCUGUGAGUCAGCGAGAAAGAAAUCACCAGGUCAGGCAUUCAUCUGAAGAAUGUCAACGAUAUGGAAAGUAAUAUUGAUGUACUUUAUGAGUAAUAUUUGAUGUCUAAUUUCGUCGUUAUGUCAAACGAGAUUUUUGUCAGUUCUCUUAAGAGAUCUAUCACGCAAUCUUCUUAGGAAAAAGGAAUCCAAUAUUAAUCAAGGUUCUUUAAACCGAUCACCGUUUAUGUGCGAUGGCUGGAAAUUAUCGAUCAGUACGACCGUAGAAACAGCAGCCGCACUCGUAUAAUCUCACGCCCGCACUCAAGAAAAUCUCUCAACGAACUUACAGCGGUUUUGUAUACCGAAGCUACGCUGCCAUAGUCGCGAGACGAUUUUUAUAGAAAUAUUGGUACGUAUGUAUGUAUAUCACGUUGUAAAUAGGAACGUCUAAUGUAAUAUAACAUAUAUAUACAUAUAUAUGGAUAAGUAAGCGAGAGAGAGGGAUGCGCGUAAUAAGACUUAGAAAGAGAAAGAGGUCGGAGAUUGUAACUGAGGGUUGCCCUUUGUGCCAUACAAUCGAUUUUGCAAUCGUGCGAGAAAACGGGAGAGAAGCGCACGCCUCUCUGUCGAGCUUUGCGGAAAUUCUCCCUCGCGGACGAUCGCGGAUAAGGUAGUGAUAUAAAAGAGUUCGGAUUUUUCUUCCAUGUAAAGAGAGUGUGGAUUUCGACCAACGUGGAUACGCAAUCUUGUUUGUGAUCUCACGAUUAACCAUUGAUCCUAAAAUUUGUAUAAGAGUAAUUUGAUGAUCGAAUCAUACAUGAUAAGUUGAUGUUGCAGGUUUAAUAAACAUUAGAUCUGAAAUUAAA